Molecule: messenger RNA, 807 nt
Organism: Dracunculus medinensis (Guinea worm)
Lineage: Eukaryota; Metazoa; Nematoda; Chromadorea; Rhabditida; Dracunculidae
Source: the annotation of a GenBank genome assembly
UCAAUUUUUCAGGAAUCGCGAGAUUUCCAAUUAGUUAAUACAAAAGAAGCUAUUUCUCCCGGAAAUUUGUCUUUAGUCAAGGCAAAAACUUUUAGUGUUUCGCAGUGUAAAAUGCCGCAGUUCAUUGUUUGGUCUCCUAAGUUGUCACCACAAAUUGUAAGUUUUUUAUCGUUAACUUAUUCUAUAAACUAUUCACUACGGACGACUGAAAAACCACUUCUCAAUUCAAUCGCAUUUAAAAGUAUUGAUGCCGAAGUUAUAAUUGAAUUGUUAAUGAAAUUAACUGCCGACGAAUUCACCAAUAAGUAUGCGCUAAUCGAUUGUCGUUAUCCGUUUGAAUACAACGGUGGACACAUAAAACUUGCCGUUAAUAUUUAUGACCGCAAAAAGCUUGUCGAUUAUUUUUAUCCCAAUGAUGCACUGCGAUUCAUCGAAAUAUCACGGAAAAUACCAAUAUUUUAUUGUGAAUAUUCGAAAAUACGUGGACCUAAUAUGGCGUAUGCAUUACGUGCCGAGGAUCGAAUUCGAAAUAAAUUGAAUUAUCCCAUGGUCGAUUAUUUGGAAAUGUACAUUCUUGAUCGUGGCUAUAAAAAUUUUUACGAGAUCAAUCAGCGUAUCAAUAAAGAUUGUUGUGAGCCAGAUGCCUAUAUUCCAAUGAAUGAUCCACGUUUUAUAAGCGACUUAAUGAAUUAUGAUCUUCAUCGCAGUAAAUCUACGUCAGGUACAAAGAGCAAGUCAAUGAAAAAGCAGUGGAAGAGGAAAAAAAGGAAAAAAACUUCACUGGAUCCGGUGCUCGAAGAAGUCUAA